AUGAUGCGCCCUCGAAUCCCUACCGGUAUCUGUGGUCGCUGUUUAAUGCGGAGCAGACUAUUCUCAACAACAACUACCCAAGCAGAGCAAUUCAAAAAUGCAGCGUCUCUCCCGGAUACCGGCUAUGCUCGACUGACAAAUCGAGGUCUCAUCUCCAUCACCGGUGUCGAUAGCGCGACUUUCCUCCAAGGCCUGAUCACGCAGAACAUGCUAGUAGCCAAUGACCCUAAAAAGUCAAUUCGACGCACAGGUGCAUACACAGCCUUUCUGAACUCCCAAGGCCGUAUCCUACACGAUGCAUUCAUCUAUCCAGUUCCAUCUGCGGAGAACAACGAAUGGUUGGUCGAGGUGGAUAAGAACCAAGUACCGAUUUUAUUGAAGCACCUGAAAAAACACAAGCUGCGUGCGAAGCUCAAGUUACGUGCGCUGGAGGAUGAGGAACGUACCGUGUGGUCAUCAUGGAAGGACCACUCGCAGCCAAGGUGGGCCGCCUAUAACCUUGAAACGGAAUCGGCGUCGACAUCUCCUUUCUCGUCUUCCUCGGAAAUUAUCGGAUGCAUUGAUACUCGCGCUCCGGGCUUUGGUGCUCGCAUUAUCACGCCAGGAUCAGAGGGUCUACGCACACAUUUCCCGGACGAAUCACAACUUACAGGUGAAGAGGUUGGGCUGGAUGCGUAUACGGUGCGAAGAAUGCUGAAUGGUGUUCCUGAGGGCCAGUCAGAGAUUAUUACUGAGUCGGCCUUGCCGAUGGAAUGCAAUAUGGAUAUGGCGCGUGCGAUCGAUUUCCGGAAGGGUUGUUAUGUUGGACAGGAGCUGACGAUCCGCACACAUCAUACUGGUGUGGUGCGCAAGCGCAUCCUGCCGGUUCAACUGUACACCGAGAAUUUGGAUCCUGCUGCUGCCCCUGUUUAUGAUCCUUCCGCGGAACUUUCUUUGCCUCCCGUUGGUUCAAAUAUUAUGGUGGCUGGUGGUCGUCGGGGUCGAAGCACUGGAAAAUUCUUGAACGGCGUGGGAAAUAUUGGUCUUGCGUUGUGUCGGUUGGAAAUGAUGACGGAUAUCACACUGAGUGGCGAGGAGACACAGUACACCCCUGAUAAGGAGUUCAAGGUCUCUUGGACCACAGAGCCGGAGCAGCCGGCCGAAGUGAAGAUGCAGGCUUUCGUUCCUUCUUGGGUUAGAGAACAUAUUCAGUCGGGAGGAGUGCAGAAAGCAGCAAAGCGCCCUGUGGAUCCUGUUGGUGAGCGGGCACGGGAGUUUCUUGAGCAACUGGAGGAGGAGCGGGCACAGCGAGGGGAGUACUAG
Molecule: messenger RNA, 1302 nt
Organism: Penicillium malachiteum
Lineage: Eukaryota; Fungi; Ascomycota; Eurotiomycetes; Eurotiales; Aspergillaceae
Product: YgfZ/GcvT domain-containing protein
Exons: 1
Coding region: 1-1302 (433 amino acids)
Cellular component (GO): mitochondrial matrix
Molecular function (GO): protein binding
Source: RefSeq, a predicted model, not a curated record